AAGCGCACCAACUAACGAGGCUGACUUGACGUACAGUUCUGUGCUGGGGGAGACGCGUACCUCAAGUUAGGAUUGCUGUGGGCAGCUGUGGAGCUGUCGGACUGAUUGAAGCGGUUGGCCUUGCUUCACUCCUUGAUGAGGUGCCAGACACUCUGGCCCAGAAGAUGAGCAUGGCACAGCUGGCUCGGUGCCAGUCUCCACUGCCCACCCUCCGAGAGCCCAGUCGCAGUCGCAGUCGCAGCAGCAGCAGCAGCAGCAGUAACCGUAGCAGCAGUAACCGUAGCAGCAGUGGCAGCCUCAGUCUCAGCAGCGCUAGCGCUUCGUGUCUCCAGGCCCACUGAGAGCUCACCAUGCUGUCGGGCAGCUGGCGCCGCUCGGGCCCCGCCGCCCUGGGCCGAGGCUCGGUCAGCUCGCCGAUCGGCGGCGGCGGCGCCGGCAACGGCAACGUGCUGCUGGAGGCCCAGUACGACUACUCGUACCGGGGCGCCGACGGCCGCUACGUGGCCAUCCGCGAGGGCGAGCGCUUCCUGCUCCUGAGGAAGACCAACGCCGACUGGUGGCAGGCGCGGCGGAUCGGCGCCGGGCUCAAGGGCAAGCCCGUCUACGUGCCCGCCACCUACGUGGUGGAGCUGCCCAUCACCACGCUGCACUCGCCCCAGCCCCACACGGGCAGCCUGAACCAGAAGGCCUCGGGCAACAAGAUGCCGCCCAGGGCCUCCUUCGGCUCCUUCACACAGGCACAGGCACAAUGCGCAGUGCCCAAACAGUUCUGCCGCUCCAUGGAGGACCUCAACUACAACGGUGCCUUCACGGGUGCGGGCGUGAUGGCGGGCUCGGUGGGCGGCCGUUUCCCCACCCUGCCCCUGCCCGUCGGCUCCCACUCCUCGUUCACGUCGCCCUCCGGGCACCUGAUGGUCCCGGGGGGGCAGCUGUGCACCACCAACUCGGGGCCCAUGCCACGCAGCAAGAGCUCCACCAACCUGCCCCAGAACCCCUACGGGGAGAUCGGGGUGACCCUCAUCGGCUGUGGCACCAACGUCACCGGCCCCGCCAAGUCCUACAGCUACUGGGACAUGGCAGUGCCCGAGCGCCGGUUCAGCCAGCAGGUCCACAGGCCCCACGGCCUGCUGGAGUCUCCCGGCUACAGCACCUUGCAGUCGGGCCGGAGAUCGCAACCUGCGCCUCCGAGCCCCCCUCCGGGCCAGCCUCCGCUGCAGGUGCUGGACCUGUGGGAGCAGUACCGUGACCCGAUCUCGGGCCGCGCCUUCUACGUCAACACGGUCACCAAGGAGAGGUCGUGGAAGCCGCCCCGCCGAGCCAAAGAACGCCAGCGCGCCCCCAGCCUGGCUUCGCCCAUGCCGACGCUCCCACGCGACACCACCCAUCUGUCUCUUCCUCUGCCAGAAACGGGCAACGGCGCCAUGCACAGGCUGUCCCCUGAUUUUAUUCACAAUUCACAUGAUGCAAAUGGUGGCUGGCAGCUGAGACAGAGCAUGCAGCGUGCGGUUUCUUCUGACACCAUAAACUCCUCCUCUUCCUCUGCGGGCGGCGCCCAGUGGCGGACCUCCCCGCUCUUCAGGGGGCGAGACCAGAUGAGCCACUCCCACUCCAUGAUCCUGCCCGAAUCCUCCCCAAACCACAAGCAGCUGAAGGACUACCAGAUGACCCAUGUGCUGGUGGAGCCCCCAUCACCGGCCAGCUCCCCCGACAGCUUGGACAGCGUGAGCCCAGAACUUGAGAAAGCUGGUUUGCUGAAUAAGACCAAGAUUGCGGAGGGAGGGAGGAAACUCAGGAAGAACUGGAACCCGUCGUGGGUGGUUCUCGUGGGGAACAGCCUGGUGUUCUUUAAAGACCCCAAGACACAAAGCCCUGCCAGCUGGAGGCCGGGGAACAGUCGGCCGGAGAGCAGUGUUGACUUGAGGGGAGCUCAGCUGCAGUGGACUGAUUCUCUCUCCAGCAGGAAGAAUGUCUUUAAGCUGAGGACGAUCACAGGCAAUGAGUUCCUGCUCCAGUCAGACACAGAGUCGGUCAUUAAAGAGUGGUACGGCACCAUCCAAAAGGUCAUCAACAGACUGGACCUUGAGAACCCUCUGGAUAACGUGCUGCUGUACUCCAUAAGGAGAGCUGGCAGUGUAGAGAUGCUGGACCAAAGUGGGGAUGAGGACGACACAACUCGCAGUGGGAGGAAGGCCUCAUUGCCCCGCUCCAGCUCCAACCUGGAGAACACGGAGAGGAAGCGCGUGCGCAGCCGCCUGAAGAAGCUCAUCCUGAAGAGACCGCCCCUGCACACGCUGCAGGAGAAGGGCCUCAUCAAAGAUCAGGUGUUUGGCUGUAAGCUGGAGAUGCUGUGUGAGAGGGAGAGCAACACGGUGCCGCGCUUCGUCAGGAUGUGCAUCGACUCCGUGAACCGGCGAGGGCUGGAGACAGAUGGAAUCUACCGUGUCAGUGGAAAUCUGGCGACCAUCCAGAAGCUGCGUUAUGCUGUCAACCACGAGCGGGCGGUGACCACAGAUGGACGCUACCUCUUUCCACAGGAUUUGGUGCAAGAAGAGAAGUUGAACCUGGACCAUCCGCAGUGGGAGGACAUCCACGUGGUCACGGGCGCCCUCAAGCUCUUCUUCAGGGAGCUGCCCGAGCCGCUCAUCCCCUACGGCUUCUUCCACGACAUCGUCGAGACAGUCAAAAUGUCCGACUAUUUGGAUAAGGUGGACCGUAUGAAAUGCCUGGUGGCCAGCAUGCCUCCACCCAACCAAGACACUAUGAAGGCCAUGUUUCACCACCUCAAAAGGGUGAUGGAGAACUGCGACGUCAACCGCAUGUCGACUCAGAACAUCGGCAUCGUGUUCGGUCCGACCCUGAUGAGACCGGAGCAGGACAACGGGAACAUGGCCAUCAACAUGGUCUACCAGAACCAGGCCGUGGAGGUCAUCCUCAGCGAGUGCGAUCGGAUCUUCGGGACCGAGCCCACGGGCUCCCACUGACACGGGCUCGCGGAGCGCAGGAAGCACAGCGUGCAGGCGAGAGGACGUGAGCUGGGACUGGGAACGGGACUCUGAGCCAACUCACUGUGAACUUCUUCAAAACCCCCUCAAGUCCUACAGAAGGUGUGGAUGUCCUCCAGUGUGUGUGUGUGUGUGUGUGUGCGUGUGUAUGUGCGCACGCGUGUGUGUUUGGGAUGGGCACGUUUUUUUUUUGUUUGUUUGUUUGCUGUCCAGCAGACAGCGCGCAGAGUGUCGUUGGACCGUCGGACCGUCGGACCUCUCCUCCAGAUGGCGGGCGGUCUUGACCUCCCCGCUCGCCCGGCUCUGCUUCCCAGAAGAUGCCGGAUUGCCGAGAAUCACCCGCCACAUCCACGCAGCCGUCAACAAAAUUGUCGUAAAUUUUUGAACCGGCAAACAUUUGAUCCCCGCAUGUGUGACGGGUCAUAUAACUAUUUGACGGGUCUUAACUAUGGACAGAGAAGGUUAGGGAAUUGGACAGUCCUACUCCUCCCAAACCCCACACCCAGAUCCACAGUCCUGCAUACCAUGCACACUUAUCUAUCCAAAGCAACGCUGGGGACAGGGACCAUGUGUGUAUUAUGAGCAUGUGUCCCACCCUGAGAAACAAACCACUUGACCUUGGCAUGGCUAGCACCUUCCUCUACUGCUAGGGCGACAGGAAGACACACUUGUUGCACCGUUUAAUCUAUAUGAACGAUCAGAUUUAAACGUAUACAUAUACCUGUUACUCAAUAAUAGCGUUAUGCAAGCACAUUAGGCAAAUAGUUUCUGAGUAGUUGGAUGGUAAUUCAAGCAGAGGCUUAAAAGUGAACGUCCAGUUGAACAUGAGAGAGAGAGAAAGAGAAUGUGUGUGUGUGUGUGUGAGAGAGAGAGAGAAAGAGAGAGCGAAAGAGAGAGAUGUUAAUGUUCAUCUUGUCAGACUGGAGUGCCUCCCUCUGAAACUCCAAUGAUAUGAUAAUUAUAUCAUUUCUGUACUCUUGGGGGGAAAGAAUUCUCCCUUCUCUAUCAUUGACUGCGUAAACACUGUGCCAAUCCUAAUGAGUGUUUGACUGUCUUUUAUAUUUGAGAAAUGGCAUCGUUAUUUUUGACAUCGUAAAUGUUACACCAAGUCCAUGUUACGUGAGGUGGAACGGACAUCAAACUAUCGAAAACAUAAAACGUGACAUAAAGAGGAAUUGAUGCUGUUGCCGAAAGACAGGCUUGACUGUAAACGGCCACUUUAACUGAGGAAUAGGACUAUUAAUGUUUCUAGAGUCGAGGCUUGUCCAAAGGUCUAUGUAAUCCAUCCCUGAGUAGCUUCUGGAACAUUGUUGCUCUAGUUUAGUGUAUGUGUGGGUGUGUGGUGAGAGGUUGCGUGAGAGAUACGGAAAAGUGUGGAGGUAUGUAUGCCACUUAGCGCGAGGGUGGAGCGCGCCCUUACGAUUGGCCCAAACUCUGCUUUUAAUAACAGAACAAAAGAGGAACUAGAAAUGCAUAUGUUUGAAAAAGAGCAGCUUUUUUCCCCCCUCCGCGGCUUUGGUAAUUUUAUAUUGACUGUGGCUUUGGCAGGACACAAAAAAGAUCGAGGGAGAAGAAAAGAAGAGGGGAAAGAAGAAAGUGUAGAAGUAUUUUAAUGUUUGAUUUUUAUAUAUUUAUUCAUUUUUUAUUUUCUUAUUAUUUCAAGUCCCAAGAGUUUGGAGGGUGAGAGGGGGGAUGUGGGGAGAGAAGGAGGGGUUGUUGGGUUGGUGGCACUGAAGUAGCUCCAAGAUACAGCUGACUGGAGUCGUAUAGAUGAAUUUGUUUUGCUGGCGAUGAAAAAGAAAAUAUGUCAAUUCCCGUGCAUUUAUGUGCAGUGCCUGCCAUCCCCCUCUCAACACACACACAGACAGACACGCACACACACACACACACACACACACACACACACACACACACACACACACACACACACACACACAUUCCCCCACUCGCACCCUUCCUCCCCCCUCCAUUUAAUUAGAGUGCCAGUGAUUCUGGCAUUGCCCUCAUUGGGUAAAAAUAAUUAUGCUGUACCUCAACAACCUGCAAUUAGCAUGUAUACCGAGUGCCAGUCCCCACAUGGCAACUUUCAAAUUUGUCCCAAAGGUUAGUGGCCAUGGUGAUUUAUGAUUUCUGUUGUUUGUCUGCGUUGUUUGUGUUGGUAUUGUAGUUAUUGCGUUCUCAGAGAUUGUAAAGCCAGAUUUGUUUGUUUUUUUUUUCUUCUUUUUUUUCUUUACUUGUAUAAUAACCAUUCUUAUAGUAUACAGUGUAAAAAAGAAGGCUUUUGUACAAAGCAACCUUUCCAUUGUAUGAAAUGAUGAAAUGUCUUUCAGGAAAAAAAAAUAUUUUUUAAGAACUGCUCAUCUCAUUCUUGCGCCCCUUGUAAAUGUUUUCCUUUUGUCUCUUUCCAAAUUCUGUAAUUUGAGAGAUUUAUGUGACAAUAAAGAAAUCUCCCAAUUGCAGUCAA
Molecule: messenger RNA, 5466 nt
Organism: Sardina pilchardus (European sardine)
Lineage: Eukaryota; Metazoa; Chordata; Actinopteri; Clupeiformes; Clupeidae
Gene: arhgap9
Product: Rho GTPase activating protein 9
Exons: 21
Coding region: 351-2981 (876 amino acids)
Biological process (GO): regulation of GTPase activity; signal transduction
Cellular component (GO): cytoplasm
Molecular function (GO): protein binding
Source: RefSeq, a predicted model, not a curated record